Oenanthe melanoleuca is the source of this 3540-nucleotide messenger RNA. It is a transcript of the gene FSD1, whose product is annotated as fibronectin type III and SPRY domain containing 1. Lineage: Eukaryota; Metazoa; Chordata; Aves; Passeriformes; Muscicapidae. Gene Ontology annotation, molecular function: protein binding. The transcript is spliced from 13 exons. The coding region runs from base 313 to 1923 and encodes 536 amino acids. The record is from RefSeq and is a predicted model, not a curated record.
AGAUUUAGGACAGGGAUUUGGGACACCGACUGGAGCGAGGACAGGUGACAGCACCUCCUUAGCUCCUCUUUGAUCCUGGAUCCACUGCAGCCUGCGGAGGAGGCCUGGAGCGGGGGGACCCCUCCUGCCCCCCAGCAGGGAGGGUGGGGUCCUGGACUGGGACCCCCCCACUCAGUAUGACAGUGUGGCAGUGUGGCAGUGUGGCACUGUCCCCACCCCGCGAGGUGACAAUGUCCCCUCGCUCCCAGCCCUGGCCCGGCGCGCCCCAACCCCGGGGGUCUCACACCCCCCACCCGAACUACAACUCCCGGCAUGCCGCGGGGCGGGGGCGGGGCCGGGCGGGGGCGGGGCCGGCCGGGGGGCGGGGCGGGGGCGCCGCUCCCCCUUUGUUGGUGUCGGCGGGGCCGAGAGCGGCGGGGCCGGCCCGGAAUGGGCGACCAGGGCGCCGGGCAGGAGUCUCUGCGCAAGAUCAUCACCACCCUCGCCGUGAAGAAUGAGGAGAUCCAGAACUUCAUCUACUCCCUCAAGCAGAUGGUGCAGAACGUGGAGGCCAACUCGGCGCGGGCGCAGCAGGACCUGGAGGCCGAGUUCCAGUCUCUGUACGCGCUGCUGGACGAGCUCAAGGAGGACAUGGUGAUGAAGAUCAAGCAGGAGCGCGCCAGCCGCACCUACGAGCUGCAGGCCCAGCUCGUGGCGUGCUCCAAGGCCCUGGAGAGCUCUGAGGAGCUGCUGGAGGCGGCCAACCAGGCCCUGGGCACGGCCAACCACCACGACUUCUCCCAGGCGGCCAAACAGAUCAAGGAUAGCGUGACCAUGGCUCCGGCCUUCCGCCUGUCGCUCAAGGCCAAGGUCAGCGAUAACAUGAGCCACCUGAUGGUGGAUUUCGCCCAGGAGCGGCGCCUGCUGCAGGCCCUGACCUUCCUGCCAGUGCCCAGCGCCCCCGAGAUCGACCUGGCCGAGUCGCUGGUGGCCGAUAACUGUGUGACCCUGGCCUGGAGGAUGCCCGACGAGGACAGCAAGAUCGACCACUACGUGCUGGAGUAUCGCAGGACCAACUUCGAGGGGCCCCCCCGGGCCAAGGAGGACCAGCCCUGGAUGGUCAUCGAGGGCAUCAAGGGCACUGAGUACACCCUGACUGGGCUGAAGUUUGACAUGAAGUACAUGAACUUUCGGGUGCGGGCGUGUAACAAGGCGGUGGCGGGCGAGUUCUCGGAGCCAGUCACUCUGGAGACCAGAGCCUUCAUGUUCCGGCUGGACGCCAGCACGUGCCACCAGAACCUGCGGGUGGAGGAGCUGAGCGUGGAGUGGGACGCCACGGGAGGGAAGGUGCAGGACGUCAAGGCCCGAGAGAAGGAUGGCAAGAGCAGGACGGCCUCCCCUGCCAACUCCCCUGCCAGGGUGGUGCAGUCGCCCAAGAGGAUGUCCCUGGGCCGAGGGGGCCGAGACCGGUUCACAGCCGAGUCCUACACGGUGCUGGGGGACACGCUGAUCGACGGCGACGAGCACUACUGGGAGGUGCGGUACGACCGCGACAGCAAAGCCUUCGGCGUGGGCGUGGCCUACCGCAGCCUGGGCAAGUUCGACCAGCUGGGCAAGACCCCGGCGUCCUGGUGCCUGCACCUCAACAACUGGCUGCAGGUCAGCUUCAGCGCCAAGCACAACAACAAGGCCAAGGCGCUGGACGUGCCCGUGCCCGACUGCAUCGGCGUGCACUGCAACUUCCACGAAGGUUUCCUGUCCUUCUACAACGCCCGCACCAAGCAGCUGCUCCACACCUUCAAGGCCAAGUUCUCACAGCCGGUGCUGCCAGCCUUCAUGGUGUGGUGUGGCAGCUUCCAGGUGACAUCAGGCCUGCAGGUGCCCAGCGCCGUGCGGUGCCUGCAGAAGAGGAACAGCACAGCCAGCAGCUCCAGCCUGCCCUGAGCCCCCGGGCACAGCACUGAAUGUACCCUGCCCCUGGCACCCCAGCCUGCCCUGCAGGGCUCUGCCACCCCCGGGGCACCCCCAGCCUGCCCUGCAGAGCUCUGCCACCCCCUGGCACCCCCAGCCUGCCCUGCAGGGCUCUGCCACCCCCUGGGGCACCCCCAGCACUGCCCUGCAGGGCUCUGCCACCCCGGGGCACCCCCAGCCUGCCCUGCAGGGCUCUGCCACCCCCUGGCACCCCCAGCCUGCCCUGCAGGGCUCUGCCACCCCCUGGCACCCCCAGUGCUGCCCUGCAGAGCUCUGCCACCCCCUGGCACCCCAGCCUGCCCUGCAGGGCUCUGCCACCCCAGGGCACCCCCAGCACUGCCCUGCAGGGCUCUACCACCCUUGGGGCACCCCCAGCCUGCCCUGCAGGGCUCUGGCACCCCGGGGCACCCCCAGUGCUGCCCUGCAGGGCUCUGCCACCCCCAGCCUGCCCUGCAGGGCUCUGCCACCCCCUGGCACCCCCAGUGCUGCCCUGCAGGGCUCUGCCACCCCCUGGCACCCCAGCACUGCCCUGCAGGGCUCUGCCACCCCCUGGCACCCCCAGUGCUGCCCUGCAGGGCUCUGCCACCCCCAGGGCACCCCCAGCACUGCCCUGCAGGGCUCUGCCACCCCCUGGCACCCCCAGCCUGCCCUGCAGGGCUCUGCCACCCCCAGGGCACCCCCAGUGCUGCCCUGCAGGGCUCUGGCACCCCCUGGCACCCCCAGCCUGCCCUGCAGGGCUCUGCCACCCCCAGGGCACCCCCAGUGCUGCCCUGCAGGGCUCUGGCACCCCCUGGCACCCCCAGUGCUGCCCUGCAGGGCUCUGGCACCCCCUGGCACCCCCAGCCUGCCCUGCAGGGCUCUGCCACCCCCUGGCACCCCAGCCUGCCCUGCAGGGCUCUGCCACCCCCUGGCACCCCCAGCCUGCCCUGCAGGGCUCUGGCACCCCCAGCCUGCCCUGCAGGGCUCUGGCACCCCCAGCCUGCCCUGCAGGGCUCUGCCACCCCCUGGCACCCCAGCACUGCCCUGCAGGGCUCUGCCACCCCCUGGCACCCCCAGUGCUGCCCUGCAGGGCUCUGCCACCCCCAGGGCACCCCCAGCACUGCCCUGCAGGGCUCUGCCACCCCCUGGCACCCCCAGCACUGCCCUGCAGGGCUCUGCCACCCCCAGGGCACCCCCAGUGCUGCCCUGCAGGGCUCUGCCACCCCGGGGCACCCCCAGCCUGCCCUGCAGGGCUCUGCCACCCCCAGGGCACCCCCAGUGCUGCCCUGCAGGGCUCUGCCACCCCGGGGCACCCCCAGCACUGCCCUGCAGGGCUCUGCCACCCCCUGGCACCCCCAGCCUGCCCUGCAGGGCUCUGGCACCCCCUGGCACCCCCAGCACUGCCCUGCAGGGCUCUGGCACCCCCUGGCACCCCCAGUGCUGCCCUGCAGGGCUCUGGCACCCCCAGGGCACCCCCAGCCUGCCCUGCAGGGCUCUGCCAGCCCCGGGGCACCCCCAGCCCCCCCACUCCGUGCCCCCCGUGUCGCCGGGGCUCGUUGCCCCCCCAGCACCGAGAGCUGCUUCUGGCCUGGAGAAUAAAUUGGGAUGUAG